Messenger RNA from Hordeum vulgare subsp. vulgare (domesticated barley), 1574 nucleotides. RefSeq names its product coniferyl alcohol acyltransferase-like. Gene Ontology annotation, molecular function: acyltransferase activity, transferring groups other than amino-acyl groups. The transcript is spliced from 2 exons. The record is from RefSeq and is a predicted model, not a curated record. NCBI's taxonomy places the organism in Eukaryota, Viridiplantae, Streptophyta, Magnoliopsida, Poales, Poaceae. The coding region runs from base 102 to 1436 and encodes 444 amino acids.
UUCCAUCCAGUUUCACCUUCAAAAUCCCCAGUUCGAGCUGGUGAGCUAGUCUCACUCUCUCCCAAGUCCCAACUCCCAAUAUCGUGUACGAAACCAACGAAAUGCACGGUGUCCAUGAGCUGGUGCUCAAGUCAUCAGCUAUGACCACGGUGAAGCCGGCACUACCGAUGCAAGGGCACCGCCUGCCGCUGUCUAACCUGGACCUGCUACUGCCGGCGCUGGACGUCAGCGUCUUCUUCUGCUACCGCCACCCGGCGCCCACGGCCUCCGCGCUCAAGGAGGCGCUGGCCAAGGUACUGGUGGCCUACUAUCCGCUAGCCGGGGAGGUCCUGGCCAACGCCGCAGGGGAGCCGGAGCUGCUGUGCAGCGGCCGCGGCGUGGACUUCGUGGAAGCUACCGCUGACGGAACCCAGCUGCAGGAAGUGCGGCUGGCCCUGCCGGACGAGAGCGCGGAGAAACUGGUGCCCGCCAAGAAGGCCGGCGUGAUAUCUGUUCAGGUGACCAAGUUCAAGUGCGGCGGCGCCGUCGUCGGGUGCACCUUCGACCACCGUGUGUGCGACGCCUACUCCUUCAACAUGUUCCUCGUCGCGUGGGCCGCCGCAGCCCGUGGUGGCUCAGCACCUCCGGCCCCGUCCUUCCGCCGUUCCGUAGUCGCCCCACGCUACCCGUCUCCGCGCACGUAUACCACCGACGCCCUGAUCAACCGCCUGUUCUCGCCUCUCAGCUCCGUCCUGCUCCCUUCCGCCUCGGCCGCUGCCAACUCCAUCAACCGCAUCUACCACAUAGCAGCCGACGACGUCGCAACACUGCAUGGCUUGGCCGGGCCAGGGCGCACGAAGCUCGAGGCGUUCACGGCCCACCUGUGGCAGCUGUGCUCCAUGGCGGCCUCCGGACACCAGCGUCUGUGCUGCAUGGGCAUGGUGGUGGACGGGCGUGCUCGCAUGUUCCCCGACGGCGCCAUGAAGGCCUACUUCGGCAACGUGCUGACCAUACCCUACGGCGUGAUCGGCGUCGACGAACUUCGCCGCAGCAUGACGCUCGCAGACGUGGCGGAGGAGGUGCACCGGUGGGUGCGGGAGGCCGCGACGGGCGAGCACUUCCGGGGCCUGAUCGACUGGGUGGAGGCGCUGCGGCCCAAGCCGGCCGCUGCCAGGGCGUACCAGGGCGGCACCGGCGGCUCGGAAGCGACGACGUGCAUCGUGUCAUCGGGGAUGGGCUUCCCCGUGGGCGAGGCUGAUUUCGGGACAGGUCUGCCAGCGUUCGCGUCAUACCACUUUCCGUGGCCUGCUGAUGCGGGGUACAUCAUGCCGAUGCCGAGCGCACGGGGUGACGGGGACUGGAUUGUGUACGUGCACGCGGUGCCAGAGUUGGUGAAGGUGAUGGAGGAAGAGCCAUCUGUUUUCAAAGCCCUAGAGAAUAGCUAUGUGUUCGGAUGAAGGAGGGUGCGUAGGUGGGGCACCCUGUAUGUAAUGCUGCUGGAUCGGCAGCUUCAUUGCUUAUUUCGAAUUCGUGUUCCGUAGGUGGGCCGGGCACCCUCUAAUGCUAGUGCCUAGCUAGUGUCCACACCAACUACA